GGCGGCUGGUGAUUGGCUGCGGCCGAGACGCCGCAAAAAGGUGAAGGGGCGGUGGCUACCGUCAUUCGAGGCGGUAGAAUGGCUGCAGCAGCGGAAUUGAACAAGUUUUUACUGGGAUACAAUGGAAUUUCAAGUCCAAGCCAGAAUGUCGGGAUGGACCCUUCUCAUGCAUGUUGCAUACUGCAGCAGCUUAAAUGUAUGUACGAUGAACAGCAGCUGACAGACAUUGUGGUGGAGGUAGAUCAUGGAAAAACGUUUUCCUGUCACCGAAAUGUACUCGCUGCAAUUAGUCCUUACUUUAGGUCUAUGUUCACAAGUGGCCUUACAGAGAGCACACAGAAGAGAGUGCGAAUUGUGGGAGUGGAAGAAGAUGCAAUGCGGCUAGUGUUGGACUAUGCAUAUACUUCCCGAAUAUUACUGACUGAAGUCAACGUGCAGGCUCUUUUCACAGCUGCUAGUCUCUUCCAAAUUCCAUCCUUGCAGGACCAGUGUGCCCAGUACAUGAUCAGCCGACUGGAUCCACAGAAUUCUAUUGGGGUUUUCAUGUUUGCUGAUGCUUAUGGACACAAGGAGUUGAAAGAGAAAUCACAAGAUUACAUUAGAAAGAAAAUUUUGUGUGUUGCCAAAGAGCAAGAAUUCCUCCAUUUGACUAAAGACCAGCUCACGAGCAUCUUAAACAGUGAUGACUUAAAUGUAGAAAAGGAAGAGUAUGUUUAUGAAAGCAUAAUUCUGUGGCUCGAGCAUAAUAGGGACAAAAGGGAGCCAGAUCUUGCAGACAUUUUUGCCAAAUGUAUACGUGUACCUCUGAUGGAUGAGAACUUUUUAAAGAAAAUCCCUUGCACUUUUGCACAGGCUAUGGCUAGAAACUCCUUAGAAGAUGGAAAUUGCGAAGGGGCUGAUGGCUGUAGGCCAAGACUUGGUAUGACUGCUUCACAGAUGAUUAUCUGCUUUGAGGCUGCCAGCAAAUACUCAGGAAAGAAACAGACUGUGCCUUGUUUAGAUACUGUCACAGGAGAAGUCUUCAAAUUAUGCACACCUCCCAAUGACUUGAGGGAGGUGGGAAUCCUCGUGUCACCUGAUAAUGACAUUUACAUUGCAGGAGGUUACAGGCCAAGUAACAGUGAUGUUUCUAUAGAUCAUAAAGCAGAGAGUGAUUUCUGGAUGCAUGACCAUGUGGCAAAUAGGUGGCUGCCCAGAGCUCCAUUGCUUAGGGCACGAAUAGGGUGUAAGUUAGUUUACUGUUGUAACAAAAUUUAUGCAGUUGGAGGUCGGGUGUAUGAAGGUGAUGGACGGAAUGCACUAAAGUCAGUGGAGUGCUAUGAUAGCAGAGACAAUUGCUGGAUAGCUGUCUGUCCAAUGCCUGUUGCUAUGGAGUUUCACACUGCUGUGGAGCAUCAGGAUAAAAUCUAUGUAUUACAAGGGGAAUUUUUUCUGUGCUACAAUCCUCACAAAGACUACUGGGGUUGUCUGACACCAAUGAGCGUGCCUAGAUCUGCAGGAUUAUCAGCUGUCUGCAAAGAUUUAAUCUACUAUGUAGCAGGAAUUUGUAAAGCACAUCAGCGAAUGCUUACAGUAGAGGCUUAUGACAUACAUCUUAAUAAAUGGAUACGCAAGGCGGAUCUCCCAUUGGAUCAGUCCACAAACCCCUACAUUAAACUCUUCUUGCUCCUUAACAAACUGCAUCUCUUUGUGCGAGCAACACAAGUAGUGGUGGAGGAGCACGUUUUCCGUACAAGCCGCAAGAACUCUUUGUACCAGUAUGAUGAAGAAUCUGAUCAAUGGAAGAAAGUAUAUGAGUCACCAGAUAAACUAUGGGACCUUGGCCGCCAUUUUGAAUGUGUUGUUGCCAACCUUUAUCCACAAUGUCUUCAGAAAGUGUUUUGAUUUACUUUUGGCAGCUUGCAUGAAAUAAUGUGUGACAUGGGCUAACAAUAUUUUGUGUAAGGAAAAUGGCUGUUUUAAAAGCACUGAUGAAACCGGAUGGGUGCUUUUGAAAGUAGCAGUGUUUUUGGAACUGGUUCAAAAGUUUAGUUUUCUAAUCAUUUUUACUAACUUCACUGGUGCUGGGGAAUAUAAAAGUGCAAUUACUUACUUGGAUUAUUUUUUUUUAUCUGGCUUUUUCAAUGGCAUUUCUUAUUGUAUAAGCAGUCAUCCAUUGUCUGGCAAUCUUAAAACUAUGCAGACUAACAGGCAAAAUUCAGCUUGUCAGUAAGAAUUUGCUUUGCCCAAUGGUAUGGAAAAACUCUUAAAGCCUUUAAGAUACGGGUAUAAAUUUAAGUUAUACAGAUGCUAUUAAUUUUGAUGUAUCUGUAUUUGUGAAUUGAGCAUUUUGCAUUUAGUUACUUGACAUGAAUUUGAAGAUAGCUUGGCUGGAUCUUAAUGGGAAGGAAGUUAAAUGGUUUCUGCAAGAAUUGAUGACCAACCUAAACAGCUACUGGGGUCAAACCUCGAAAUUGGCAUCCAUGCAGACAAUAGUGGUCAUUUUUUUUUUCAUCCUGUCCCUUUGCUGCCCAAGAACUAAAAUUUUCAUUUCCUACUACACAGCUUUGAAAACUAACAAUGUGCAGUUAACAAGUGACAGUUCCUAACUACGUAAUGAAAUGGAAAUAACUACUUGGACCUUUUACCAAAUAUAGUAACAGUUUUUUAGGAUUUUUAGAUAUUUCUAGGAUGGUAGGAGGGUGGGGAUGGUUUUGAAAUGGACCAUCAAAUAUAUUUCAGAGAGAAAUGGUUUGAGUAUUGUGGUCACUCUUAGUGUGGUAGAAUAGAACUGCAGCAAUUAGAUUUAUACCACGGCAUUUGGCAUGGUUCAUUUGUUAGUUGGAACUAACCAGAAUUAAAUAAAACAGGUAUUUUUUUUCUUUGUUCCCCUAACUCUCCAAUCCACCCUGGCUACUGCAGGAACUUAAAAAUGAACCUUCAAGGAGCAGUAUAUUUUUGUAUAUUGUGCUUGCAGUGCACCUUUUUCCUGUUUGGUUCACUUGAACCUUUUUGUGAACUAUAUGGCACCGAACUAUGGUGAACUGGCUCUUAUAUAAAUCAUUCCUCCCUUGGUCUGAUUUCAUAUUCACUUUUUGUCUUAAUAGUUUACUAUGUCCCUAUUUUAAUGCCAUCUGCAUUCUGCUCAUCAAUACAAGUGUACAUAUCACACAUGGAUUCCUGAACUCCUUGAUGGGUACAAAUGAAACAAGGUAGUCUUCCCAUAACCUUUCUAAAAGGUAAUGUAUCAUUAAAUUAGUUCUAACCCAGUUAUUUGAAAUUAAAUUUAUCCCCUUGCUCUGCAUGUUACUGGACAUUUAGAGAAAGCGUAUGUAUGUAUUGGGAGAUAAGGAGCCUGAAAUAGAUGUUAGAACAUGCAAAACUCAAUUUGUCCUUUUUUUAAAGAACAUAGAACAAUAGAGCACUGGACAAGCCAUUCAGCCCAUGAUGUUGUACUGAUCUUCAUGCCAAUUUAUACUAAAUGUUGUUGUCCUCCUGUUUAUCAUCUAUAUCCCUCCAUUCCCUUCAUAUUCAUGUUUCUAUCUAAAAGCAUCUUAAACUCCACCAAACUGGCUGCUUCCAUAACCUAUACCAGGCACCUACCACUCUCUGCCUAAUAAAAUAAAACUUGCCCCUUGCAUCACAUCACCUGUUAAGCUCUUCUCCCUCCCUCUCCACCCCCCCCCCCCCCCCCCCCCAAAACUUUAAAAGCAUGUCCUUUUUUUUGUACAAACCCUGUAUGUAAUAAGACCGUGACUAGCCUGGUAUUUAAUCUAGUAAUCAGUAAGCACUAUUGUACAAAUUAAAUCCUUGACCAGACCUUUACUACUCUUUCAACUGUACUGAAGGGAAUGAAAUGUGAAUUUGGUUGAACUAUUCCAUAUGCAUUUGAGGCUAGAAAUGUCAAAGUUCAGUCUUAAAUGUUGAGUUUUUAAUCUUGCCUGUUUCAAAAUUUUUCCUUGACAAAAUAGUACCUUAAUAGAUGAUUUCUAACAAGCUGUGCAUACAAGUAAAUUAUGAAAACUGUUUCCUUCAUUUGGUUGAAUCACUAAAACCAACUUGUUUGGUACAGUCUAUAACUAUGGCCUCUUUGGAGUUCAGUGCAUUUGUAACAAUAUUUUAUGCACUUCACAAAACAUGCAUAUUGUUAUUUUCAUUCAAUUUUAACCAUGUACCUAAUGCAGCAGGGAAUUCAGAUACUAAAUGGCACUAAUACCUUCCAAGAAAACAUUAAGUUGUAGAAACUACAACUGAACACAAUUGGGACCACUGCAUAAUGGUCCCAAGUUCUAUCCUUGCUCUUCAGUCUCAAAUUUACUUGGAAAAGGUAAACAUGAGUAUUCAAUUUCAGAGAAGCUGCACUAAUUUGAAUUUCCUUGGUGUUGAUUUUUGUAUAAUCUUGUUGUAAAUGAUUUAAUUUCUAACAGAUUGGAUAUCUUGGCAGAAAGUUCGAAUGCACUUGAAUCUCAAUUUUGCGAACUUGUAGCAUCUUAAGUGCUCGAGUAUCCUUACAUUCAAUUAAGGGUAAAUUCGUCAUGGUUGUAGUGCAAAGCCAAAAUCACCUAACGUUUUACUUAAACUGGGCUAGCAUAAUGAGAACACCAGAAACCCAAUGUAAUCUAAUAGAAGCAGUUAAAUUUGUAAGUAAAUGAAAUCCAGUUGAAUCUUGAUUCCACCCAAUAAGUCUUGACAUGAAGAUAAAUAGCUUCAGCUUUGUGGUUUACAACUCGAUACCUUCUGGUGAACUGGAUUUUCAUCCAGUUGACCAGUAGGUAUCCUCUACAGUUUUAUUUGAAAAAUGCAAUCAGUUGCAAUUAAAUGAAUUUUAGGCUAAUUUCUGAGGGAUUAGACAUGUUUAUUGGCAAUUGCUUAUUGAAUAAGAUAUGUGAAUAUGAUUUCAUUUUAGAUAACAUUUCAAUUGUGUGCACUCUUGGGUAAAGACCUGAAAUCUGGUUGACACUGGGAACUUUUUAGCUACAAGUAUGUGACAUGAAAUCAAGCUGCAGGUCUGACAGAUUCCAUUCUUAGAAGUAGGCUGGUCAUGAGGAAAGCUCCGGAUUAAAAGACAGUUUUGAGGUUGAGUCCAUAUGGUACAAACUUUUCCAACUGGAUUAUAAGGUGGAAUUAAUAUUUCAUCUCCAGUUAAUUCUUGUUUGAAUUUGUUUUAUUUGUUAACAGGGAUACAUUCUAUUUUUGUUAUCCGGGUGUUUAAAACUUAGAAUUCCAGAGCUUUCCUCUGCUUUGUAAGGCAAAGUUAGAUGUAACAAAAUCUUGCAUUUGUGUAGUAGGUAUAAUGUUUGAGUGUGCACAAGAGGUGCCAGUUAUGUUAGCAAGCAUUCAGAUGUGAAGCAUUCAUACUUCAUUGUUUAGUAAACUAGCCACUCACUAAGAGUACACUUGGUCUCGAAAGUUAUUUCAAACUGACAUAGUCACCUAUAUUUCAUGGCCACAAAGAUAGUAUUUUAUGUAUGUGGUGGUGCAUCUUAAAAGGGAUGAAUGAUGCCUUGUUAUAGUUGGUAUUUACAUUUUCCAAAUUUCACAACUUUUGGAUACUACUAUCAGUUUCCACUAUAGGGCUUGAAUUAUUUGAAGCUCUUUUAUAGGUGUAGUCCUGUCUGCAAUCUUGAUUACACCAUAUCUUAAUGAAGGAAAUAUGAAAUAUUUCUUUGGACAGAAAUAAAAAUGGCAGCUACAUUUUAAAAUUAAAAUGUCAAAACUUAGUAUAUUCCCCACAUUCAGCAUUAGGUAAACUAAGUGCUACAUAUAACAUUAAGUUAAUAGCAAUAAUAAAGGUCCAGGUAAAAUGGUUGUUGGUAGCAACAUUUUGUCUAUAACAUUGUGUACAGAAGUUGUAGAUGAAGCUGACUGCAACCCUGGAUACACACAGCACCGCAGAAAUCCUGAGAUAUUUCAAACUUGCUAUUUCCUUUGAUUCAUAAAAUUUUCAUUGUAGGGUUGCUUAGCUUGAAUCUUGUGUAUUUUUAACCACUGUACAACUUGGUAACUGCAAACUUUUUAAAGCACCUUUCCAGGUAGUGUUGCAUUAAGUGUAAGAAACUAUACAGUGAAAUAUUUAAUUUUAAAAAUUUGUUCUAAAUUAAACAAUAUUGCUGCUGUUUAGGACAAUCUUUAUUUAUAGAGGAUAUCAACAUUAGGGGUGGGGGGGGGGGGAGAGAACUAAAUUAACAUGCAGUUAACUAAAAUUGGUUCAGCAAGUGCUCCUCAUUGCACCGUAUGAUAUUCAACCUAUCUAGCUUGCAUUGUAAAAAUACAAAGCUGGUUUCUGAUUUUGUGAAGUUGAAUACUGCAUUUUUGUAAAACACUUGUAGAAUUUAGAUAUUUGCCCUGUAGAGUUAGUUAUUUUUUUCCUUCAGCUGUCAAAGCUGCUCAUUCCAUUGUGUGCAAAGAUUUAGCUAUAGUUAACUUUUUUGUGACUUGAAAUGUAUGUUCAGGUUUAUGACUUGAAUUUUGAGAUGUAAAAUGACAUCUAGCUGUACUUGCACAUGAUUUGAAUGCUUUGGAAUUGGUGUUCAGACAGGAUAAGCUGGUUUACUUGAUACAUGUAGUUUAAAGUACUGUGACUUGUAAUGAAAUGAGACUAUAUUCUUGAAAUAAACUGAUUAAAGGA
Molecule: messenger RNA, 6607 nt
Organism: Pristis pectinata (smalltooth sawfish)
Lineage: Eukaryota; Metazoa; Chordata; Chondrichthyes; Rhinopristiformes; Pristidae
Gene: kbtbd8
Product: kelch repeat and BTB (POZ) domain containing 8
Exons: 4
Coding region: 79-1884 (601 amino acids)
Biological process (GO): neural crest cell development
Molecular function (GO): protein binding
Source: RefSeq, a predicted model, not a curated record